AUGUUAGGAACUGGACUCCUGCUUUACUUGCUCUCUAAGGAAAUCUAUGUAAUUAACCAUGAGACAGUUGCAGCGGCCUGCAUAUUAUCAGUCAUCAUCUAUGGCGUAAAAAAAUACGGGUCUGAUGUAGCAGCUUUUGCUGACAAACUUAACGAGGAGAAAGUUGCUAAAGCUUUAGCUGUGAAAAAUGAGGCUAUUAAAAAUCUUGAGACUGCCAUUGAACAGGAGAAGAAGGAGCAGUGGCGAGUUGAAGGCCGCAGUUACCUCUUUGACGCUAAGCGGAAUAAUAUUGCAAUGUUGCUGGAAACUAAUUAUCGAGAAAGAUUACUGACAGUGUACAAUGAAGUAAAGAAAAGGCUGGACUAUCAAGUGGCUCUGCAGAAUUUAAAGCGUCAGAAAGAACAAGAUCACAUGAUUCAGUGGGUGGAGAAAAAUGUUGUUCAGAGCAUCACACCUCAACAGCAGAAGGACAGUAUUGCAAAGUGCAUUUUGGACCUGAGGGCAUUAUCGAAGAGUGCACAGGCAGCCGCGUAA
Molecule: messenger RNA, 534 nt
Organism: Harpia harpyja (harpy eagle)
Lineage: Eukaryota; Metazoa; Chordata; Aves; Accipitriformes; Accipitridae
Gene: ATP5PB
Product: ATP synthase peripheral stalk-membrane subunit b
Exons: 4
Coding region: 1-534 (177 amino acids)
Biological process (GO): proton motive force-driven ATP synthesis
Molecular function (GO): proton transmembrane transporter activity
Source: RefSeq, a predicted model, not a curated record